AUGAAUGUUAAAGGAAUCUCGGGAUAUGUUUAUCACAAGAAUAUUCGAGAGUUUGACUUCCACAAUGCAUCUAGUUCAGACCAUCCAAGAAAAAAAUGCUUCUCCUCUGAGUUUGUCCCUUAUGGGAAUGAGACGGGCCGGUUGGCAGUGUACAGCAGCAGAGGGCCUUCUGUUCAUGGUGUCACUGGAGCUGCUUUGAUUGACAGGGUGCAGAUUGGAAAGCCCCUCCUCCUGGAAGUCUCAGAUGUGACCAUGACGAACAGUAUCUAUACUCAUUCUACCAGCUGGCAGAUUAGAGCAUGUCCCUCUGGGACUAAGUACUUGAAUCUCAUGUUGUCCAAAAGAGGUCGGGAUAUCCCUUCCUGUGCCCCUCUGCCCACAGACACAGAGGACAAGCAGCAGGAUAAAGCCUCAACCAAACCCAAGCCAGCUGUUUGGAUUUUUUCGGAGAAACGGGCAUAUGCAACACAGACAGACAUCAAAUUUGUAGCAGUGACAGAAGUGCUGAAUCCUCUAUACUUUCAUUGGAGAUUUGAGAAUGGACCUGAAAUAAAAACAACAUCCAGAAUCUUCAAAAAGAGAUAUCGCCUCCCAAACAAAUACAAUGUCACUGUCAGUGUGUCUAAUGGUCUCACAUCCAUCAGCUCAGAUAUUUAUCCUGUUGUGAUUCAGAGAGCUGUUCAGCCCAACAGGCUUCUGUACAGUCCCUCAGUUUUAUCAAAUCGUUCUGUAAACUUCACCUGCCGGAUCAGCUCAGGAACUGAUGUCUCCUAUCUUUGGAAUUUUGGAGAUGGAACAGAGCGAGACGGAUCACGCACUGAGCAUCAUGUCUUUAACAGAACUGGAGAGUACAUAUUAGAGGUUAUUAUGUUCAACCUAGUGAGCUCAGCCUCUUUAACAGGACACAUCUUUGUCGUUGAAGAAUCAUGUCAGCCUCCUCCGGUGAAAAACAUGGGCCCAAAUAAAAUACAGGUGUGGCGGAAUCAAAAUGUCCAUCUUGCUGUGACGUUUGAGUCUCAGAUUCAGUGUAAUGUCUCCAGAGGUCUCCUGUAUAGAUGGACUAUACACGACAUGAGCGGACGACAACUGCUCCUCCCACACAUAGACACGACACGGCAGUAUAUUGAUCUUCCGAAAUACCUCCUUCAUUAUGACACAUACAAAGCUAUUGCAAAGGUCCAGGUAUCCGGUAGUGUGGUGUACAGCAACUACAGUGUUUUAAUUGAAGUGUUGCGCAGUCAUCCUGUCAGUGUCAUCAGCGAAGCCACAAAUAUUUUCAUCAAUCGAAAAAGUGGCAUUAUUGUUACUCUAGAUGGGCGAAAGUCACACGACCCAGAUUUCCCCAAUAAUACUUUAAGUUACAGCUGGUCAUGCAGGCCAGUAAACACAGAAGAGAGCAGCUGUUUCAACAGGAACAUCGUGACCACUUCAGCGGUUCUUGUAUUUCCCGCUCUUGCCUUGAAACCUGACUUUGACCUGCUUAAAUUCACUCUUACCGUGUACAGAGGCCAUCAAUCUUCUUCUUCUGAGAUGUUCAUCACUGUAACAUCAAAACGUGCCAGCAACAUUCAUAUGUCUUGUAAAGAUUGCAGAGGAAAUUCAGUGAACUGGAAUGAUCAGUUUUCUGUUUCUGCUCUCUGUGAUGAUUGUGGUUUCAAUGCUACAAAUGUCACCUAUCACUGGAAACUUUACAUUGUUAAUGCCUCAAGCAAAGCUGUUACAGAGGUUCCAUUCUGCAGUAGUAUGGAUCUAAGUUUGCCCUCUAAAAUGGAGGAGAGCUUACAUUUCUCCCUGCCUACUGUGACACCCUACACUCCAGCCCAUUUUACUGAUCCCACCGGUCCAGAUAUAGGCAUAUCUUUGGCUCCUUAUCUUUUAUCUAAAGUUAUUGACCUUACAGCCCCAGUUACACAAGAUACACUGACUUCAAUGUUGCACACGAAACACCAUAACGUUAAUGUACGCACGCUGAUUGAAAGUCCCAGCACAAACCAUUACCACCGUCCUGGAUUUCCAACUAUCAAACCUUCGCACACACCCUUCUUUCCUUCCUUCCCUGGGGAAACAGAGUCGUCUGGGGGUCAGUGGGAGUUUCAUGGGUCCUUACCAGCCCCAGACUGGCGUACUGAGGACAUGAUUUACACAGACAUUUACGAGACAGUAUCAGGUGAUCAUCCCUCGCUACCAGAGUAUGAUUACUAUAGUUUUGGAAUUGAAGAGGCUGAUCCUGGUGUUCCAGUUGGCAGACCUACAGGGACCAAUUCAAUGGGAUUUAGUUGGAAUGAAGGAUCAUUCCCUCACUCUUAUGACAAUGAGGGUGAUAAUCUGGUGGACCCCAACCUGUUUGGCCCUGCGGUUUCUGAGAAGACCCUGCUGGAUCUGGACCGCCAGCUCAUUCCUGAGUCUGUGUUUGAGUCUUACACUCUCACAGGAUUAUCUUCUGCGGCCAUCACAUUUAAACCCUUCAUGCUUGAACCAAAGAGUCUUUAUAUGCUCGAAGUGUCUGCAAGUUCUGAGGAGCGCCUACAAGGGAAAAGCCAGCUGUUCUUCCACACACAAGCUGUUCCGGAGGGAUUGAGCUGCCAAGUGCAGCCCAGCACAGGCUCUGAAAUCCACACUCAUUUCAGCGUAUUCUGCUCCUCUGGAAAAGAGGAUCUCUUGUAUCAGUACAGUUUUAGUGUUGGAAACACUGAAAGGAAACUUCUUUAUGAAGGCAGGGAUUUCCAACAUUACUUCAAUCUUCCUAGUGGAGAUCCUAAUGACAAUUACAAAGUCACAGUCUAUAUUGAAAUAAAGAACAGAUUUGGAGCAGCGACCAAACUAUGUCCUGUGACAGUGACUGUUCAUCCAAGCUUUCAGAGAGACUCAUCCUCCCAUCCCAGCGCUGAACAAGAACUGUACAUGUACGGAAUCGGUAACCUAACCGGUCUGAGUAAGAUUGGAAGCAACCGAGACAUCCUCAACUACAUCUCUCUUUUGAUCACGGUGCUGAAACGCUUGAGUCUAGACCCGGAGUCUUCUGUCGAGCAUCUGACACUCACACACACCGCCCUUGUUUCAGCGGCCUGUCAGCUGUCCAUCACUGACAAGGCAGAUUUAUUUGAAAUCAUUUACAGUCUUACUGAUUUGAUAAGAAUCUCUAGUCAAGUGACAUUUCACAGUGCCAAAGAAGUAAUCCGGCAUGUUCACGACAUCCCAUCCCUUUUACGUGAGUCCAAGCUUCCAGAAGGCCAUAUAUUGGACAUUGGGAUGGUGAAUGCACUGUACUGUCAUGAGACCAGAAAAUGUUUGGUUACUGAUAGUCUUCUAAAUAUCAGAAUAUCGGAGUGCAUGCUAUCCAGCAAUAUCUUGCAGUACAAUGUGAACACUACUUUUAUGGAAGUGUUAGCCUGGAAGGAUGGCGAGUCUUAUUCUAUGGUGAAAACAUUUGGCCUCACUACGUUCCACCUCACUGAUUUUCUCAAGAUGCAAUUUCAGCAAUGGAGUUGCAACAGCCAGCAGAAGCCCUGCAUCAUUACCUGGCUCACAGUGUACAGGCACAACCCAUAUCGCUGCUCCAGAGACAUGCAGUUCAGCGGAGAGACAGCAGACAUUCGACUCUAUAACUGCACCACUAGGAAGGAAAUCAAACAAAUAGUUUCCUCUAUAUUUGGUUACCCUGAAUUGUGUUUCUGCUUGUUCCAGCAGAGCAGACAUACAGAGUUCACUCUUCUGCACAGUCAGGUGAACAGUCAUCAGUUCAACAUGACGUCACUGACCCUUCAGAGAGCCCUGCAGAUCACUGUGCAGUUUAACAGGCCAGCUGAACGCCCCUUUCCUAUUCUGCUGCUGCUUAGAGUGUACGAGCAGCCAACACCUAAUAAGUACAACGAACAGAAAAUAUAUCACUGGAAAGGAGAGACAGCUCACAUCUUCCUCCCUCAAUCCUAUUUGCAUGCUACUGGUGCUGUCUACCUGAUGCUUCUCAAUGCAGACUAUAAUAAAAGCCCUUGCAACAAGUACAUUGCCAAAGCUGUGAACUACACACUUAGCAUCGAGUCUGUGGAGUGUCUUUCCUGGGAUGGUGUGAAACAGAGGAAUCGCAGGGGUUGUUUUUCUCAUGGUGGUGUUUCCCCAGACAAGAUCUACUGCAGUUGCAACCACCUGGCAUCAUUUGCAGUAUCACAUGAGAACAUCAUAAGCAGCUUCAACUCUACAGAUGUUUCACAGUUUAUCCACUCCAAAACCAACUACACACUGAUCAUUUUGUCAGUAAUAUUCGUGGGUCUCUAUGUGUUGGUGUUGGUCUUGUGUAAAAAGGCUGAUGUUUCCAUUCAGAAAGCUACAGGCUCAUUCCUGCUUCCAGAAAACAAUCCCUCGGACAGAUUCCUCUAUGCGGUCACCAUCGAUACAGGCUUUAGAUCUAGAACCAGAAUGACAGCAAAGGUUUACAUUGUUCUAUAUGGAGAUGAUGGUGUCUCUCAAACAAGGGAACUCAGCAGCUCUGACUCCAAACUCUUCACAUGUAACUCAAGGAACACUUUUAUUCUGAGCUCCCCAGUGAGUCUGGGUCGGAUAUGGAAGGUGCAUCUUUGGCAUGAUAAUAGAGGUUCAUCUCCUAGCUGGUACCUGAGCCAUGUGCUGGUAAAAGACCUGGUGCAGGGGUCCAGCUCGUUCUUCCUGGGCCAGUGUUGGCUGGCAGUGGAUGAGGGAGAUGGAAGGGUGGAGAGGAGUUUAUCUGCUUCUGAAUGCGGGCUGACAUUUAAACAGUUUCUAUAUCUGAAACUCACAGAAUACUUGGAGGACUUCCAUCCAUGGCUGUCUGUGUACAGCCGUCCGUCUUUCAGCUCUCACACACACACUCAGCGUUGGAGUGUGUGUCUGCUGCUCCUGCAGGGCUACAUGUGUGUCAGCGCCAUGCUCAUAAAUCUUUUGAAAGAACAGUGCUUUUUAGAGCUGGGCCUUAUUGAUGUUUCACCGGUUUCCAUGGUAACAGGCCUGUGCAGUGCUCUUGCUGUGAUGCCGGUGGGGGGUCUGGUGUCCCUGGUGUUCCGUGUCGGCAAGACCAUGUCCCAUAGUGUGUCUGGAGAGCAUUAUAAGGUCAAGGUGCCUGAUGUGUGCCCUGUAGAAGAUAUCCCAGAGAAUCGGCAGUUUUGUGGUGGUAGAAUCCGAAGUCUUCAAUCCUGGUGUUAUUAUGUGGGCUGGACCCUCUGCUUGACUCUCUCUCUUACAUGUGUCACCAUCACGGGAACUCUUGGAGUAAAAUUCAGCAAAACAAAGACUCUUCUGUGGGCUCAUUCUGUGUUCUUUUCUCUUGUCUGCUGUGGCUUUGUACUGCAUCCAGCAAUGAUACUAAUAAUUGCUAUCGCAGUGUCUCUGCUACAUCGAAAGAGGUCGAACUGGUUCCACAAUCUAAGUGUAACUGAGCCUGUCACUGAGUUAUUGAAACUCAAGGACCAAACCAUUGAGGAUGUCAUGGUUAGCAAAUACCAGCAGUCCCAUUUUGAAAGGGUGCUCGCUGCCCGUCAGAGAGCCAGAUAUCUGCGUCUAGUGCGGCCACCCAAUUCAAGAGAGUUGAAGUGUGUGAGAGGCCAGAUAAAGAAACAGACUCUCCUUUACAAAACCACAAGGGAUUUGAUGUUACACCUAAUAAUGCUGUGGACGAUUCUAUUUGUCACUUAUGGAAAGUCUACCGAUGACAAGUACCAUUUGAAUCAGGCUAUCAAAACUCAUUUCACAAUGGGUCCGCAAAAUUCAUUUUACUCCAUCCAAAAACAUGCCGAUUGGUGGAAAUGGGCAACAACCAUUUUCCUUGAGAGACUAUAUGACAAUGCCAACUGCUAUGAGAAAGGAAUAGAAAAUGAAACAGGAGAUUUCCGAGGUGCUUUCUCUUUAAUUGGGAGUCCAGUUAUUAGAAAGAUCAAGAGCACAUAUAACUCAUCAUGCCAGAUCUUGAAUUUGUUGGGCAAGAACAAUAUGAAAUCCUCUGAUAACCAAUCUGUGGCAAACAGAGACUUACUUUGUGGGAAACGUGGGUGUUAUGAGGGAGAAAAAGUGAGUGUGAACCUGGGAAAAACAAGGUUCAAAGCAAUCCAGUCAUUUAAAAAGCUUCUGGAUACCAGCUGGAUGACACCAUUCACCCAGAUUGUGAUGGUCCAAUUUCUCCUGUACAACGGGCCCAGUAACCUCUUCACGUCAGUCACCGUUCUAGUAGAGCAAACCUCAACAGGAGCUCUGAUACCCUCAGCAAGUGUUCAGUCCACUAGACUCUACCAUUUCCCAGCUGCCCUUGACUACACUGUUAUGACCUGUGAGCUUCUUUUCUUUUCAUUUAUUCUGCUUCAUAUGUAUUGGCAAAUAUAUGUUAUGACUCAAAGAGGAUGGUUUUACUGGAGAAACAUUAGGAGCUGGCUAGAGGUGACAGUUAUCAUCUGCAGUCUUAUACGAUAUAUCUGCUCUGUGUACAACUUUAUGCUAAAAACAGAGAGGAUUGACUUCCUUCAGAAGGUGGAUUUUACAUUACCUGUUGAUCUAAGUCCCAUCUUCUUUUGUGAACAGCUUUCUCAAUCACUCCUUGGUGCUGUUGUGAACUUGCUUCUUCUGAAAUGUGUGUCCUUACUACGACUAAACAAAGCAGUAGCGGCAGCUGUGUCUACCUGGAAUCUGAUCUUCUCCAACCUGCUUUGGUUACUGGCACCUGGUGUUAUUGUCGCUGUGGCCGUCUCUGGUCUCCGCAACUUGAUCUUUUAUUCAUUCCCAUUUACUGGUAUCACUAGAUCUGCUCAUUUGCUCUUCACUCAUUUCUUUAGCUUGAGCCACUUUAGUGACAUUAACCUCCAAACCCAAGUCCCAACAACACUUUAUUUUGGAGCUAUAUUUUGCACUAUGAUUCCACUGAAUGCUAUGGUAAUUGCCACCCUUACCAUUUUUGUGAAACAAACAAAGACAACUAAAAAAAGAAAACAUUUACUGACUCUCUUUGAGAUGAUCUAUAAUGUCAAAGAUAUGGCUUUACUCAUUAUUGGAAAAGCCAGUCCCAAGCAAACUGACCAUCAUGUCCAUACUAAUAGCUUUUACUUAACAGAGUUUGAGGAUCUCAUGGAUGAGCUGUUGUUUCAUCUCUGCACCAUGACAGACAGUCUCCACAACACCCUGCCUGCAAAAGAACAUUUUUCUUUCCCACUUUCUGACCAUGUUUACUACUCAGACUCAGAGAGUAUAACUUUUGAUGGAAACUGUGUGAAUAGUCAGCCACAGAGAUUGGGGAAGAAACACAAAGAAUUCCUGGAUAUGAGCAGUGACUCAUUGUUGUCAUAUAAGGAAAACACUCACAGACUACCACUAGAACACAGAAUGGCUCAGUACGUACACCAAGGCAGAGGAAGAACGCAGGAGAAGAGCCUUUCUAGAGGACUGAGAAAUUUCAAAAAACACCUCAAAGAUCCUGUCAGAGAGUCAGAAGAGAUUGGACAGGGACACAUUCAUUCUUCAGGCAAGCAGAUCCAUUGUGCACCAGCUGAGUGGAAGGACAUAGUGUCCUCUAAAUCAAAUCCAAGCAGAGUGGCAGAUGAGCAUAAUGAUGCCCUCAAGACUCAAAUCAUCACACAGGUGCAAAGGCACAAAGUUCAUCCAGCGCAUGCCAAGGCAGCUGGACAGUCAAUCGAGGGAAUGGACAAUUCUGUAGAAGAGCAAACGGUUAUUCCAGGUUACAUUAAACAAUGUAUGUAACAAGAGAAAAAAAUAGCUGUUUAGUUUGUACUUUGUACAAGCAUUUUCAAGCCAUAUAAGUUUCCUCUAAAAUUUUACUUUAUUAAAACUUGCAUGUUUUGUUCUUUGAACUACAUUGUUUACACAAUACCUCAAACUUGAUAUUUGAUUAAGUUAAAUGGGUAAAGGCUAAAGCAUUACUACCACAAGGACAUGGCUUGUUUGACAAAUUGGACAACUGUGACUUGUUUAUUAAUAGUUGAAUCAUUUUCUUAAAAAGUUGUAAAUUCAAUUUUGGAGCAUAAUAGUGAAAUUCCUGAGGGAGGCCCUUCCCUUGUGAGUUAGCCAUAAUGAUUGAUCAGUCUGUUUUGUUUUACAAUUUUCUUUAAGAUAAUCAAAUCAAACU
Molecule: messenger RNA, 8092 nt
Organism: Pimephales promelas (fathead minnow)
Lineage: Eukaryota; Metazoa; Chordata; Actinopteri; Cypriniformes; Leuciscidae
Source: RefSeq, a predicted model, not a curated record